AUGAAUAAGAAAGUGUGUGAAAAGUUUAUGAAUAUAUGGGAGGAUUUCCCCGAUACAUUGACCAAUGAUAGAAAGUAUCAAUUUAAAGAUAAAACAUUUUUAAAUAGUUAUUGUGGUAGUUAUAGUUGUGAUACUGAUCUCCAAAAAAUGAAUGCUGUAUUUUUUUAUUUGGUUAAUGAAUUCUUUGGGCCUUCUGGUGUGUUUAAGAAUAAUGAAAAAAGUAAUAUCAAUGCUGUUGAAUACAUUAUCAUAUGGUUAAGUCAUAUGUUAAACCUAAAGGAUAGCACAGGAAACAUUCUAACAAAUUUUUAUAAAAUAUAUAUAAAAAAUCAAGAAAAGUAUAAAAAUACUAUAAAUGGUGUUGAAGGUUGUAAUAAUUAUGAUGAUCUUAUAUAUAAAAAAAAUGAAUUGAUGAAUAUUACUAAUGAAAAAUUGUCUAAAUUUUAUGCUCCAUUUAAAUCAUUAUGUAACAUGUAUAAUGAAUUUAAUGAAAACAAGAAAGAUUGCACAAACUGUUUGAAUGAUGCUAAAGAAUUUGUUGAAAAUUUUAAUGAACUUAAUAAAGAUUAUAAUAAUGGUAAAGACAGUCCCUAUAAUCAAUUAUUGUCUACUUUAUCAACUGAUUAUGAUAAUUUAAAAAAUAAAUGUAACGGUAAUUCAUCCUUUCCAACUAUAGACAAACCAAAUAUUACUCCAAAAUGUCCUGAACAAACUUCUGAACAAAAUUCUGAACAAAUUCAUGUAAAUAUUUCUACAAAAAAUUCUGAACAAACUCAUGUAAAUAUUUCUACAAAAAAUUAUGAACAAAAUUUAAGUUCUGCAGUAAUUUCUGAAGAUGCACCAUUAAGUUCGUCGAUAACAAACAAAUUAAUUUCAGUUUUAUCGAUAUUUGGUGCAAUAGCAUUUCUUUUAGGAAUUUCUUAUAAGUAUUCGUUAUUUGGAUUUCGGAAACGAGAUAAAGAACAAUAUUUAAGAGAAAAAAUUAAAAAAGUAAAGAAGAAAAUGAAUCAUUAA
Molecule: messenger RNA, 1014 nt
Organism: Plasmodium berghei ANKA
Lineage: Eukaryota; Apicomplexa; Aconoidasida; Haemosporida; Plasmodiidae
Product: BIR protein
Exons: 3
Coding region: 1-1014 (337 amino acids)
Source: RefSeq, a predicted model, not a curated record